Meira miltonrushii is the source of this 1392-nucleotide messenger RNA. RefSeq lists its product as uncharacterized. The transcript has a single exon. The coding region runs from base 1 to 1392 and encodes 463 amino acids. The record is from RefSeq and is a predicted model, not a curated record. NCBI's taxonomy places the organism in Eukaryota, Fungi, Basidiomycota, Exobasidiomycetes, Exobasidiales, Brachybasidiaceae.
AUGCUUCCCUCGAGUAGUGUGAUGGCCCUGCCAGCCUUUUCGAGAGAAGAACAAUCCCAAACGUCGCAGCCGGAGAACUCUACUCCUGCUUCCACUACCUCUAAAUCCAGAAAGAGAAAGAGUGAAGAUCCAGUCUCACCACAAACUCCCGCAAAAGCAAAUUUGCACAAUCCUUCAGGACAUGCGGUCGUAUUUUCCGAUUUGAAGCUUGAUGAUACGACAGCGAUCGAUCAUCUUGCACGAUCUGGAAAGUAUUCUAAAAUGCAUGUGGUAGGCACGGGUAUCAGCGAUCAUGAAGGUGCACACAGUCAUUUGCAAGACUUUAUGAAACAAAGAGGAAUCGAUCGAGGAAGAACAAGGAUUCGUUAUUAUAGCGGAGGCAAAAAUGUUCUCGACAAUAAAGUUGAAGAUACCCAUGAAAAAAAUUUUCAAGGUACACCUAAGCCGGUCAGGUACGAUGCGGACACUCACUUAGCUCAGAGGCUCGGAAAAGGCACCAAGGUAGACGUUUAUCAUAUUGCUCCCUCACAAGAACAUCAUAUGAAUAAGUUGGCAGAUAACAAAGACAUUAAAUUGCGUACUGUUCAUCACCUUAGUGGGUAUAAUUCAAACUUACACUCGGGUACGAAUAGAGAACCUGAAUUGAAGCACUGGGGUAGCUUGAACUCGCGUAUUAAGGCCAAUCAUCCUAAGGCUGAUCUUCUGUUAUCGGCUACACCGGUGACUUUCAACGAUCAAGGAGGCUCAACGCAGCCAUACAAAAAGUUGAAGAAUGUAUAUCCAGCCAAUCACCUUGAAGCUGCCAAAAAAGAUCCAUUUCAUCAGAGAUCUCUAGAAAAAGCCGAAAAUUAUCUCGGUCCGCAUAGACAAGGUGGCAAUAUUCCUCAUUUGCAUCCAGGUGCUCAUGAUAGUCAGCAUGCUGGUAAGCCAUUACAGCAUUUGAUCAAUCAAGCUCGAUUUGAUGAAGCUCAACAGCCAAAAGACAAGCGACCAUUACGUGAUCAUUUCAACAAGUAUCUUGAUCAUGCACUACCAAUUGUCAAAUCAGAAGCACAUCAAAAGCACCCAAAGUUGGCGUACAGGCUAGCAAAUGGCGUUCGAGAAGCAUUCACUAAAUCUCCUAGACUUGAAGUAUGUGAUGGUGUUCAUAUUGCAUGUGUGAAUGCAGUUCAAAAACGUAAAGAUCAUUCUGCCGUUGUUUCAGGAACGUUUUAUCGUGAUACGGCAAACGAAGGUCCAAAUGCACAAUUGAAACUAAAACCUUCUCAACCUGGCGAUCCUCAUCAUGGUCAUUUGAUCAUUAAUCAAACGGGCAAGAAAGCUGGAAAUUUGUUGGUGAAUGCAGCAAAGAAAGAAGUGAAGCCGCCGCAGAAGAAGACCAGUAGAUUGUAA